Molecule: messenger RNA, 1887 nt
Organism: Lycium ferocissimum
Lineage: Eukaryota; Viridiplantae; Streptophyta; Magnoliopsida; Solanales; Solanaceae
Product: calcium-dependent lipid-binding protein-like
Exons: 12
Coding region: 183-1730 (515 amino acids)
Cellular component (GO): endoplasmic reticulum
Molecular function (GO): lipid binding
Source: RefSeq, a predicted model, not a curated record
UCUUUUUUUCUUAACCUCAAAGAUUUUGUGGAGGAAAGGAAUGCCAAGCAACACCAUUUUGUUGGUGGACACCCACUUUUGAAAGGGUCAAGACUCAUAAUUUUCUUGUCAAAGUUUCAGUUUUUAUUUCACGCUUAGAUAUUUUUUUGAGGGAAAUUGGGUUGAAGUGAUCUAAAGUAGAAAUGGGGUUGAUUUCUGGGAUACUGAUGGGGAUGAUUUGUGGGAUCGGUUUAAUGGCUGCUUUGAAACAUGUGAUGAUGUACAGGAGCAACAAACGAAUUGCUAAGGCAGUAGAUGUAAAUCUAAUGGGCUCCCUCAGCAGGGAUGAUCUAAAGAAAAUUUGUGGCGAUAACUUUCCUGAGUGGAUAUCAUUCCCGGUUUAUGAACAGGUCAAAUGGUUGAACAAACAAUUGAGCAAAUUGUGGCCAUCCAUUGCUGAAGCAGGAGAAGCUAUUAUAAGAGAAUCUGUUGAACCUCUUUUAGAAGAUUAUCGACCUCCUGGAAUUACUUCAUUGAAGUUCAGCAAAUUAUCAUUGGGAACUGUGGCACCUAAAAUAGAAGGUAUUCGUAUUCAGAGCCUUAAAAAAGGUCAAAUCACCAUGGAUAUUGACUUCCGAUGGGGUGGUGAUCCCAAUAUUGUUUUAGGUGUUGAAGCUGCAAUGGUUGCUUCUAUACCCAUUCAGUUGAAAAAUCUUCAAGUUUUCACUGUUAUUCGUGUUAUCUUCCAACUAACUGAGGAAAUGCCUUGCAUAUCGGCUGUUGUUGUAGCAUUACUUUCUGAGCCAAAACCUAGAAUUGACUAUGUCCUGAAGGCGGUUGGUGGAAGUUUAACAGCUCUUCCUGGACUUUCAGAUAUGAUUGAUGACACUGUAAAUACAAUAGUGACAGAUAUGCUAGAAUGGCCACAUAGAAUUGUUGUUCCGAUAGGAGGCAUACCUGUGGAUACUAGCGAUCUGGAGCUUAGGCCACAAGGGAAGCUCAUAGUAACUGUAGUCAAGGCUAAUGCCUUAAAGAACCAGGAAAUGAUAGGAAAAUCUGAUCCAUAUGCAGUAGUAUAUAUACGUCCACUUUUCAAGGUUAAGACAAAAACCAUUGACAACAACCUAAAUCCUGUUUGGGAUCAGACGUUUGAGUUAAUUGCAGAAGACAAGGAGACCCAAUCCCUCAUCGUCGAGGUCUUUGAUAAAGACAUUGGGCAAGACGAGCGAAUGGGUGUUGCAAAGUUGCCUCUGAAUGAGCUUGUAGCUGACUAUGCCAAAGAAUUUGAGUUAAGAUUAAUGCCAAAACUUGAUAUGAUGAGAGUCAAAGAUAAGAAGGAUAGGGGAACUAUCACAAUAAAGGUGUUGUAUCAUGAGUUCAACAAGGAAGAGCAGUUAGCUGCUCUGGAAGCAGAGAAGGCGAUCCUAGAAGAAAGGAAGAAGCUGAAAGCAGAAGGGGUCAUCGGGAGCACAAUGGAUGCGGUUGGUUCAGGUGUCGGUCUGGUAGGAACUGGCAUUGGGGCAGGCGUGGGGCUCGUUGGAACGGGGCUAGGUGCCGGUGUAGGCAUAGUUGGAAGUGGCUUUGGAGCUGUUGGCAGUGGCCUAAGCAAAGCUGGGAAAUUUAUGGGAAGGACAUUCACAGGAGGGCAUUCCAGUAAUUCAAAGAAGAGUGGUGCCUCUACUCCAGUAGACUCUGUUCAAGAAAAUGGUGGUGGAAAGCCUCUCAAGACUGUUCUUGCAAGUACUGAUUAGUUCUGUGAACUAUAGAAAACUCAAGUAUAAUUUUUUUUUUUUUUUUUUAAGAAUUCAGGUUUUAAUGUGACAAUAUGUUGUUUGAAGAAUGGAAAUUAAGUUGUUGAUAGAAUGGUGAAAAUUAUGUCAAUGUGAAAUCGUUUAUGGUGUUGGAUUA